UUCCGCCUGGCUCUUUAAACCAAAGGUUUCUUUACAUUUAGCUGCAACUUAAAAAUAUAUGUUGACAAAUUUUUUUUAGUGACUUUAUGUUUUUCCUUCAUAAUUAAAGGCAAAGAUGAUAAAAGAAGGCAGUUCAUUCAUGAAGGGCAUGAUGUUGGGUGGAAUAUUUUGUUUGGUCUUCACCCUUUUUAGUAACACGAAGCUAGGUGGAGAAUUGCAAAGACACGAACAACACAGCCUCAAAGCUCCCUCAAAGGAAGAACUGCUCAAGCUGCCCGAAGCGAAGCGUAUGGAACUCAGUCUCACUAUCCGUGUUCUUUGUUUGAUCAUGGUUACACCCAAAGAAAUUGGCUACUGGGCCUCUGUGGUACAAACAUGGAGCAAACAUUGUGAUAAAGCUGUCUUUUACAGCCCGGAAACCAUAAAAGUCUUUGAAUCAGUCAGCCUUGCAACGGAAGAUAAAUGGAUCCAGACCAGAAAAGCUUUCAAGCAUGCAUAUGAGAACUUCAAAGAUGAGUAUAACUGGUUUUUCCUGGCAGAAUCAACUACGUUUGCAAUUAUUGAAAAUCUUAAAUUCUUUUUGCUGAAUAAAGAUCCAGAACAGCCUUUCUAUAUUGGCCAUUCAGUUAAGUCUGGUGAUUUGGAAUACGUGGAAUUUUCUUCAGGAGUGGUCCUAAGUAUAGAAGCAUUAGAAAGACUCCAUCGGGUUCUUGAUGAUCCUGUGAAAUGCCCAGAAAAGGGGAGUUUGCUGUGGAAGAUGUCUGAAGAAAAGGAACUUGCAGUAUGUCUGAAGUACACAGGAAUUGUUGCUGAUAAUGCAGAAGAUAAUGAAGGAAAAGAACUGUUUAAUUCAAAAAAUAUAAAUACCCUUGUUGUGGAGGCAAUGUCUAAUCACCCAAGUGAAGUUGUGGAAGGAUGUUGCUCUGAUGUAGCCAUCACUUUUCAUGGACAGUCACCUAAUCAUAUGCAUGUUCUGAUGUAUGGUGUUUACAGACUACGACCUUACGGGCAUAUAUUUAACGAUGCACUGAUCUUCAUGCCACCUGUAGACUCUGACAAUGAUUAAAUGCCUCUUCUACGAUAGAGACGUUGCAGGAUAUGAAGUAUGAAAUCUGAAAAGGAAACACUCCUGUUGUUUAGAAUGCUCUUCUAGUUUUGUAAAAUCUCUUACUGUUUCUAACUAAAAAUGUGCCUUCAAUGUCAAGCCUAAAAUGAAGUAACUAACGACUUUGCCGAAAACAUUCAUGAUUAUACACCAUUUAAGGUUUGCUUAAAGAGCAAGUUUAACAGGAACCAGUUUCAGUUACUAAAUGGCAAAAUAGAUGAUGCUUGGAUUCAGUGAAACAUUUUAACAAGCAUCAAACAUUUUUAUAAAAUGCUUAUGAGAGCUUUGAAAAAGCACUCAGUUGUACAAUCGUUUAUUAUCUCAGACCUGAGUUUUUAUUGUGCAUAACAAGAGUUAGGGUUAGUGCUGAUGGUUACAGGCAUGCCACUGGUAGUUGAGGUGAUGAAUUCUGAGCAUCAUGAAAGAACCGUACUGACUGAAUAUUGAACUGCGGAAGUUCAAGAAAAAUUUCAGUCGUUCACAUAUGUGAAUCUGCCAUUGUGUUAUUUGUGUUAGUUUGGAUACUGGGUAUUGUAUAAUGUGACGCAAGUUUUUUUUAAGGUGGAUCUGGCCUGUACGUUGAAAUUACAAUCUAUUACUGUUCUUUCUAAAAAAAAAAGUGCAAUGCUGAGGACAAAUAGAGUUUAAUCGCUAGUGUUGAUUGGUGUUUGCAUAUUGAUAAGUGCAAUUUAAAGUUCUAACCUGCAAACUUGCUUCAUCAAUUUAAUCUGCCAAUUGAUCUGUGUAAAUUUACUGCUACUUUCAAAAGUAAUUUUCUUAAAUGUGAUAUCAGUAACUUGAUUAAUGCCUCAGGACUUCGAUUUUUAUGCAUAGAUUUUGCAGCUGGUGUGGUUCUGUCACUUGUCUGUGUCAAUUUUCAUCACACACUAUGCAUUGUACUUGCCCCUAAUUCUAGACAGUAACAAUUAUUAAGCAGAAUGAUGUUCUUGUAUGUAAAAGUGGGGAAAUAUCUAAUUUUCUGUAGGUUUUUUGACCUUGGUAACGUUCAUUACUUAAGAGAAAUAACUGUACAUUUACAAAUAUCUGACAAACUAAAACACUUGGUGUUUAUAUAGCAUCUAUAUUACUAGUAAAAUAUCCGAAGACACUUCAGGAAUGUAAUGUAGAAGAUUCACUUAGCAACAGGAAUGUACCUCUUUGAUCUCAGGAUGUGCCUGUUGGGACCAAUUCUCUUUGGGGAGCAACCGAGCAGUAGCUUUGAAAAGAUCUUUUGAUGUAAUCACUUCUGCUGGGUGCAAGGGUGGGGAGGGGGGUGGGUGCUUGGUGAUAUAGGGUAACAUUAUUUAUACAAUUUGGUGUUUGUCUGAGUAAGGGAAUUUUAUUUUUACCAAAGAUGGAAUUUCACUGCACUUGCUGUGAUGUUAGUGGAUAUAAAACUGGAAAAUUCCCAGGUUCAUUGCCCAGGUAUGAUAUCCAUCACAUUGGACACAGAAAUUUACUGAAAAUAAAAGUAUCACCAGCAAAGAGUUAUAUUGAUAAGAAUAUACUAUAACGUAGUUAUGAAAUAGCAUCUGUUCAAACUUUCCUAGUUUUUGUAUUGUAAUUUUCCUUUACUUGAUCUCUAAGUUCAAGUGAAUGACGGUUGAGAUCACUUGUGCCUCCUACAAUGUUCUAAGCUGCACAUUUUAUUCAAAUAUUAGCUAUUCAAACAUACCAUGCACACUUAUUGACUUUGUAACUACAAAUGUGAUUAUGUAGCUUUCCCUCAGGUUAAUUAACCAGGAUAUCCAAUCUUAUUUAGCUGAGGACUCUGCAUGUGUCAGAGGUGAACUGCAAAUUACCACAUAAAAAUUGAAUCACCUGUUCGUACAGUCAUUAAACACUGAAUUUUUGAAGUCUCCAAAACAAACAUAUACUUUACAUUGAAACAGAAAUUUCUGGAGAAACUCAGCAGGUCUGGCAGCAUUCUAAUGAAGAGGCAGUGGACUUGAAACAUCAACUCUGCUUUCUCUCCAAAGAUGCUGCCGGACCUGCUGAGUUUCUCCAGCAAUUUCUGUUUUAGUUUCAGAUCUCCAACAUCCACAGUUCAUUGUUUUAUUUUGCUAUACAUUUAAAAAGUCCAAAGGCACAAUCAUAUACAAAACAAAUUAAAGCACCACCUAUUCAUUUUCCUUCUCUGCCAUUGUUCUCUCAAACUCCUCUCUUCACUUACCUGCCUAUCUCAUAUUUUAUUCAUCGCCACCUCUUGUUUCUCCCUCUUCCCUCAAACCUGUAUUUCCUUUCCUUCCCCUAAAAGUGGUCCAAUGGUGAUUGGGGUGGUCUAGAAGGAACUACAAUAAGUCAAGUAGACAUCAUGCAUUGAGCAUAGCACCAAUGAUCUUGGAGAACCAAGGCCACAAUCAAAGAUAAUAAUUAGUGUAUGAAUAAACUUCAGGCAGUCCAGCAAACUGUUAGAAAAAGCAAGUGUGGUACAGGAAGUGUGCAUGUACAAAGUACCUUUUAAUAUUUUGUUAGUCACUGUCAUGGUGUUGUGCAGUCCACAAAUGGACCAGGGUAAAAGAGUUUAUCAAGUUUUAUGAAUAUGACCUUAGUUUAAAGUCAUCCAUUUUGCCCUACCUAUAUUGUCAUUAUUCACAGUUAAACAGCAAAAUUGGAAAUUUUGGAAAUAAAUGUUUAAUUGAGUGGAGCUUACCUAUAUUUAUCAGCAUUGCAAACUGCAGUUGGGGACACAAAACCAAGGCUCUCCAUCACUAUUCCAGGACAGAGAAGGGUGUAAUUACAGUACGCCAAGUUUAUAUCAGCAGUUUUCAUUAUAUACCUGGACAGAGAAAUUUAUAAUGGAAAAUCUUUGGAUGAAAUUUUGAGGUAGGGUAUAUAGAAAGGAAGUGUAUACAGAUUUUUAAUUUAAACAUCUAUAUUAAAGUAUGGCUAUAAAAGGGGAAGCAAUGUUGCUGAGAUUAAAGCACUUUAGCAUAUUGUGAAUAUCAAUUGAAUAUUUCUUCUCUACAUUUAUUUAUGGAUUAGCUGAGAUUCAAACAUAAAUUCUAAUGUGAUUUAGCAGCUAUUUUUCUUUCCAUGAUUUUGAGGAACAGUUUCUCAAAAGCAGAUAUUUGCCAAGUAUGACAUGAGGUAAUUAUAGCCAAUCUGCAUAUGUGUUGGUGUGCAAUUGUUGAAUGCAGUGUGUUUGUAAAUAUUGGACUUGGACUGUGGACCACAUUAUUAUACCAUUAAUACUAUCCAUUAAUGUUUUUCAUCUGUUACUCUGAUUUCAGCAAAGUGCAUGUGGAAUUUUCAAACUGUAUGUAGAACCAGUCAUAUAAAAAUGUAUUUGCCUGUCUGACUGUGGAUUGUGUCUAGAGAGAGCAUCUUGAUCAGUACAACAAGAGUGAAGUACUAUGACUGCAGCUGGUGGUGUUGGUAUUGAUGCAAUUCAUUUGAUGAUUUGAGUAUCACAUUUUGACAUCAUGUGAUGUGUUUACUUGUAGAUUGUUGUUAUCAACACUUUAAAUAAUCCUUGGGAGUCUAAUGGUCCUUUCUUGCCCUGAUUUUUAUGUUCUUAUGCAUUUGUAUUGAGAAAACCACCUUGUUUUCUAUUAAAUCAUUUAAUUGUGUAAAUAUUGAGUCAUUUUGGAAAUAAUAAAUCUAAUAUGAACA
Rhincodon typus (whale shark) is the source of this 4720-nucleotide messenger RNA. RefSeq names its product C1GALT1-specific chaperone 1 (gene c1galt1c1). NCBI's taxonomy places the organism in Eukaryota, Metazoa, Chordata, Chondrichthyes, Orectolobiformes, Rhincodontidae. The record is from RefSeq and is a predicted model, not a curated record. Gene Ontology annotation, molecular function: N-acetylgalactosaminide beta-1,3-galactosyltransferase activity. The transcript has a single exon. Bases 116 to 1066 code for a protein of 316 amino acids.